Cuscuta epithymum is the source of this 1182-nucleotide messenger RNA. The record is from the annotation of a GenBank genome assembly. NCBI's taxonomy places the organism in Eukaryota, Viridiplantae, Streptophyta, Magnoliopsida, Solanales, Convolvulaceae.
GUUCCAAUAAAACUUCAACUUUUCAUUUUUGGUAAAAAAAAUUUUGGUUCAUAUUAUUUUUUACACAUUUCUCUCUUUCUACACAAUUCUAUUCCGUCCUUCGAAAUUAUCGGGAGAUGAACGCGCCUCCAACGCCGAGGACGGUAAGCUUGGAAGUACCAUCGAUGUCGGCGACCGGGGCUCCGAAGACGGUGUUGAUAACCGGGGUGAGCAGGGGGCUGGGGAAAGCACUGGCCUUAGAGAUGGCGAAAAGAGGGCAUACCAUCGUCGGCUGCUCCCGUUCCCAGGAUCAGCUCAAUUCUCUUCAAGCCGAGCUCGCAUCCGCCUCCGGUUCACCCCCCUCCUCCCCUUCCCAAAGUAAACACCUAAUCAUGAACGUUGAUGUGAGAUCAAACAGCAGUGUUGAAGAACUGGCAUGUGCCGUUAAGGAAAAGAACAGCAUUCCAGAUAUUCUAGUUAACAAUGCAGGAACCAUCAACAGAAACAACAAGCUGUGGGAGGUCCCAGCAGAAGAAUUUGAUAACGUGAUUGAUACAAAUGUAAAAGGAGUAGCAAAUAUGCUGCGUCACUUCAUACCACUUAUGCUUGACAAGAAGCAGCAAGGAGGAGUUAUUGUUAAUUUGUCUUCUGGAUGGGGAAGAACAUCUGCUGGACAGGUGGCACCGUAUUGUGCAUCAAAGUGGGCUAUAGAGGGUCUGACAAAAUCCGUAGCAAAGGAGUUGACACCUGGAGUUGCUAUCGUCGCUCUUAGCCCUGGUGUUGUUAACACUGAUAUGCUUCAAUCCUGCUUUGGCACUUCCGCCUCACUCUACCAGACACCUGAAGCUUGGGCUCCAAAAGCAGCUACAAUGAUACUUAGUAUGACAGUGGCUGACAAUGGGCUGUCUCUUACGGUGUAAAGAAUACACUGAAGCCAUAACAUUAUUUUGCAUUGAUACCGUUUUAGCUGACUUUCCAAGUCAUCUCACAGUUAAGGUUUUCUCAACUACCUAAGUUGUGUUGUAUAAGACGAUGAUGAGGGGACAACAUGAAUAUAUUGUUGUACGUAUAAUAAUGUGUAAGCCAAUUGUUGUCAGUUGAAGAGACGAUAUUACGCUUCAGGAAGAGGAAAUACUUGUAUGAAUUUAAAGCAUAAUAGUAUGAUACUUGUAUGAAUUUAAAGCCAAUUGUUGUCAGUUGAAG